Molecule: messenger RNA, 2833 nt
Organism: Morus notabilis
Lineage: Eukaryota; Viridiplantae; Streptophyta; Magnoliopsida; Rosales; Moraceae
Product: protein KINESIN LIGHT CHAIN-RELATED 3
Exons: 3
Coding region: 401-2632 (743 amino acids)
Molecular function (GO): protein binding
Source: RefSeq, a predicted model, not a curated record
GUCAAAUCGGCAGUUGCAGGCCGAGAGCCGGUGGGGGAGAAGUCUUCUUCUCCAAUCCCAUCUGACAUUCCAAAUCUGCAGCUUUCAUUUGCCGUUUUUCCAAUUCCAUUUUACCAUUUUACCAUUUUACCCCUGGCAUAAUUUCUUUUUUUAAUAAUCUCCUCCCCUCUCUCCUGUCUCCUUCAUUUCUAGCUAAUUUUCCACACACCCCACCAAAAAAAUAAAAAAAUAUUCACAGAUUGUUUGUUCCCUUUUAUUAUACAUAUUUAUGGUAUAAAUAUGUGCCUUUGAAUGUCACCCGCAGAACAAAAAACCCUUCCUCGGACCUCUCUCUUCAUAGCUUCUUGUUAAGUUAAAUUAUUCGGUUUUUCGGUGAUUUUGUUAAUCUGGGUGGAUAGAGAUGCCUGGAAUAGUUAUGGAUGAAAUAAGUGAAGAUGGGGUAGUGAAUGUAAUGAAUGGAAACUCUCCACCUCCUAAGGAAAAUUUAGGUGUAAAUACUUCCCCAAAGAGUAAUUCGAGUCCGAAAAGCCCUCGGAACACAGGUGUUGGUCUCCCGAGUGGUGAUGGGGUUGUCAUUGACACCUCAAUUGAGCAGCUUUAUGAGAAUGUGUGUGAUAUGCAAAGUUCUGAUCAAUCACCCUCGCGGCGUAGCUAUGGAUCUGAUGGCGAAGAGUCUAGGAUUGACUCGGAGUUGCGCCAUCUUGUUGGUGGAGAGAUGAGGGAGGUGGAGAUAAUGGAAGAAGAGGUGCUGGGGAAGCCGGCGGAUGGUUCUCGUAGUGAUUCGGAUUCUAGAAGGGGAAGUUCAUCUACGGGUAAAAGAUCAGGAAAGAAGGGGAGGACUCAAUCCGCAAGCAAGAAAUCGGUUUCUCCAGUUGACUCGAAGAAAGCUUCUCAUGCGGUGUUGGAAACUGAAACAUCACCAAAAUCUAGUUCUAAAGGAAAAACUACUCCUGAGAAGCCUCCGCUUGACAGGCGAAGCGACAAGAAUCCAAGGAAACUGAAUUCUGGAGCCAGUCUUGGGAAGAAAGUAAGAAAUUCGCCUUUUGGUGGGUCAAAGUUGCAGAAUGGAACUGAGGAUCCGAAUGAGUCGGCCUUGGAUAAUCCAGAUCUGGGCCCCUUUUUGCUUAAGCAGGCAAGGCAAUUAGUCUCUUCUGGAGACAAUCUACAUAAAGCCCUUGACUUUGCUCUUCGAGCUGCAAAAUCAUUUGAAAUAUGUGCAAAAGGAAAGCCCAGUUUGGAACUAGUCAUGUGUUUACAUGUUACAGCCGCAAUAUACUGUAACUUGGGUCAGUAUAGCGAGGCGGUUCCUGUUCUUGAGCAUUCGAUUGAGAUUCCAUCAAUCGAGGAAGGCCAAGGGCACGCUCUUGCUAAAUUUGCUGGUCAUAUGCAGUUAGGUGAUACUUAUGCGAUGCUGGGAAUGCUUGAGAAUUCGCUAACGUGCUACACAACGGGGUUGGAAAUUCAAAGACAAGUUUUGGGAGAAACAGACCCGAGAGUUGGUGAGACGUGUAGGUACUUGGCUGAAGCUCAUGUUCAAGCAUUACAAUUUGACGAAGCAGAGAAGCUCUGCCAGAUGGCUCUCAACAUUCAUAGAGAAAAUGGCUCCCCUGCUUCUCUUGAAGAAGCGGCGGAUAGGAGGUUGAUGGGUCUUAUUUGCGAGACAAAGGGAGAUCAUGAAGCUGCUCUUGAGCAUCUUGUUUUGGCCAGCAUGGCGAUGGUGGCAAAUGAGCAGGAAAUCGAGGUGGCUGCUGUUGAUUGCAGCAUUGGAGACACAUACUUAUCUAUGUCGCGGUACGACGAGGCUAUUUUUGCUUAUCAGAAAGCACUCACUGUGUUCAAGACCACCAAGGGAGAGAACCAUCCAUCUGUCGGCUCUGUCUUUGUCAGACUGGCUGAAUUAUACAACAGAACGGGCAAAAUAAGGGAAUCAAAAUCAUACUGUGAGAAUGCCCUUCGCAUUUAUGAAAAGCCCGUGCCUGGUUUUCCUGCAGAGGAGAUAGCAAGUGGGCUGACUGAUGUUUCUGCUAUCUAUGAAUCGAUGAACGAGAUUGAGCAGGCUCUCAAGUUGUUGGAGAAGGCAUUGAAGAUAUACAAUGAUGCUCCUGGUCAGCAAAGCACAAUAGCUGGAAUUGAAGCACAGAUGGGGGUCAUGCACUAUAUGUUGGGAAAUUAUUCUGAAUCUUACAACUCUUUCAAGAACGCUGUUUCAAAACUCCGUGCAAGUGGGGAGAAGAAAUCCGCCUUCUUUGGCAUUGCUCUUAACCAAAUGGGGCUCGCUUGCGUACAGCGCUAUGCUAUAAACGAGGCUGCAGAGCUAUUUGAAGAAGCCAGAAGUAUUUUGGAACAAGAGUGUGGGCCAUAUCACCCCGAUACACUCGGGGUGUAUAGCAAUCUUGCCGGCACCUACGAUGCAGUUGGAAGGUUGGAUGAUGCAAUUGAACUCUUGGAAUAUGUUGUUGGCAUGAGGGAGGAGAAAUUGGGAACUGCAAAUCCCGAUGUGGACGACGAGAAAAGAAGGUUGGCCGAGUUGCUGAAAGAAGCAGGCAGAGUUCGGAGCAGAAAAGCCAGAUCGCUCGAAACCCUCCUUGAUGCAAACACGCAUGGUUUAACGAACAACGGCAUCAAGGUGUGAUGGAUAAUAAGAUGUGCAUGAACAAAUUUUUGUAUUAUGUAACAUAUUUAACGUUGGGGAAAGAAGACACCAAAAAAGAAAAACCAAACAUGAAGAAACAGUAAAACACAAACCAAAAGAAGGAAAAGAUUUAGUUUAUGCUCAUUUUAUUAAGGGGGUGAAUGAAAUAACCUCAAGGCCGGGUUUUGAUUUUAUCAUUUA